Molecule: messenger RNA, 1062 nt
Organism: Zasmidium cellare ATCC 36951
Lineage: Eukaryota; Fungi; Ascomycota; Dothideomycetes; Mycosphaerellales; Mycosphaerellaceae
Exons: 3
Coding region: 1-1062 (353 amino acids)
Biological process (GO): transmembrane transport
Cellular component (GO): membrane
Molecular function (GO): transmembrane transporter activity
Source: RefSeq, a predicted model, not a curated record
AUGGAUUCAAUCACUGUGGGAACUUGUGAAUCUGCCUUGACGCCAGGAUUGAUUCUUGUGGUUUCCAUGUGGUUCCGUCGUGAUGAGCAACCAAAGCGAAUAGCGAUAUGGUACACAGGUGUCGGAGCAUCGAGCAUCGUUGGCUCGUUGGUAUCAUUCGGGUUCCAAUUCUACCACAGCCACUAUUUUGCAUCGUGGCAGAUCAUGUUUCUGGUCUUCGGACUAGUCACGAUAUCGUUCGGAAUUGUUGUUAUUGUGUUCUUGCCCGACAACCCGGCGACCGCACGCAGGCUGUCACCUGCAGAAAGAGAAGCUGUUGUGAAUAGGUUGACGCGCGACCAGAACACUAUUGAGUCGAAGCAGUGGAAACGAUACCAGCUCCAACAGUGCCUUCUGGACCCCCAGACGUGGCUACUGGCCCUUAGUGCGACGGCAGCUGCGAUACCAAACGGUGCUGUCUCCAACUUCCAGUCGAUCGUCAUCCGCAGCCUUGGAUAUAACAACAAGCAGACCGCGCUGUUGCAGAUACCAGGCGGCGUUAUAGCCGUGUGUAGUGUCUUAUUCGCAGGCUGGUGUGCCUCGCGCUACAACGCACGCGGACUGACUGCAAUUCUCUGCUCGACGAUAGGAGGCCUGCUCGGAGGAGGACUCCUCGCCUUCUUGCCAGCGAACGAGGUUGCUGGGAGGCUCGUUGGCAACUACAUGACACACGUUCUCACUGCCGUGAUUCCAUGCAUCUACUCGUUUGGCGCAUCCAACACAGCGGGACACACCAAGAAGGUCACCAUGAAUGCCAUCUUGUUGAUGAGCAAUUGCCUUGGCAACAUCCUCGGUCCAUUGACCUUUCGGAACAAGGACGCGCCAGAGUUCGUCCCGGCCAAGACCACGCUUGUCGCUGUGGAGGCUUCGACUAUCUUAUUGGUGAUCGUGUUGCUGGGCCAUUACAAGAGGCAGAACUCGAAGAGGGAAGUUUAUGCCACUGAUCCGGAUAGCGAGCAGGCCACCGAUGGGGGCUUCGAUCGGACCGAUGUGGAGAAUGUGAGCUUCAGGUAUAAGUAUUAG